AUUGUGGUCCGUUCGUCCGUCUGUCCGAAGGAGGGAAGGAAAGGAAGCAAGCUGUGCGCCUGCCUGCCGGAAUCUGAAGAAUUUGAGGUGUCCGCCAAGCCAAACUCUGAUUAUUUUGCCCGCCGUCGUCGUUUUGUGCUCAUCUUUGUUUCCAACUCAUCGCAUCGCAUCGCAUCGGCUUUUCCUUCCUUAAGGUGCGUCAUGUCUCACGGUGACAAAAUGAAGCAGGGUCAGUUCACCAACCCCGAGACGCCGGGCUACGUGGGAUUCGCCAACCUCCCCAAUCAGGUUCAUCGCAAGUCUGUUAAAAAAGGCUUCGAGUUCACCCUGAUGGUCGUCGGUGAAUCCGGACUGGGAAAAUCCACCCUGAUCAAUAGCCUGUUCCUAACUGACCUUUACCCGGAGAGAAUCAUCCCAGGAGCGGCAGAGAAGAUCGAAAGGACUGUUCAGAUCGAGGCGUCCACCGUGGAAAUCGAGGAGCGGGGCGUCAAGCUGCGUCUCACCGUGGUCGACACGCCUGGAUACGGCGACGCCAUCAACAGCCAGGACUGUUUCAGCACCAUCAUCAGCUACAUCGACGACCAGUUCGAGCGCUACCUCCACGACGAGAGCGGUCUGAACCGCCGGCACAUCGUGGACAACAGAGUUCACUGCUGUUUCUAUUUCAUCUCGCCGCUCGGUCACGGCUUGAAACCGUUGGACGUCCAGUUCAUGAAGGCCAUCCACAAUAAGGUCAACGUGGUCCCCGUCAUCGCCAAGGCGGACACGCUGACGCUCCGAGAGAGAGAGCGGCUAAAGCGCAGGAUCCUGGACGAAAUCGACGAGCACGGCAUCAAGAUUUACCACCUGCCGGACGCCGAGUCCGACGAGGACGAAGACUUCAAGGAGCAGACCAGGAUCCUCAAGGCCAGCAUCCCUUUUGCGGUGGUGGGCUCCAACCAGCAGAUCGAAGCCAAGGGGAAGAAGGUGCGGGGCCGCCUGUACCCUUGGGGGGUGGUGGAGGUGGAGAACCCCGAGCACAACGACUUCCUCAAGCUGCGCACCAUGCUCAUAACGCACAUGCAGGAUCUCCAGGAGGUGACCCAGGACCUCCACUACGAGAACUUCCGCUCGGAUCGCCUGAAACGCAGCGGCAGGUUGUCCUCCCGCGGUUACGUUCUGCCUCUCUCCCCUGCAAAAGGACCGGAACCAGAAGAAAUGGACAAGGACAUGAUUCUACAGGAGAAGGAGGCCGAGUUGAGGCGAAUGCAGGAGAUGAUUGCCAAAAUGCAAGCCCAGAUGCAGAAGCAGGGCGACGGAGAAGGAGACGUCUGAAAAGACUGCGACGGAACCGGCUCGGACGGCGCUCGCCUCCGACGCCACUUUUGUCUCGACCGAGGCAGGCGGCCGGCCGGCGACGCUCGGACGGCGCGGGGAUUGCCGCCGUAUAUCCAGAAGUAUAUUCAAACAGUGUUAUGAAGAAGUAUAUAUAUAUCCUCACUUUUAUUUCUUCCACAUGAUGACCAAAUCAUCUUAGCCUUGGCUUCUUUUUGGCAAAAUGCUAGUUGCAAUGAAUUCAUUCUUCCGGUGCCAAGUGGAAGAUCCUGACAUUCCUCUUAGAGCUGUUGUUUUUAAAUCCAAUAUUAAAGCACCAAAUGUUGUCA
Corythoichthys intestinalis (scribbled pipefish) is the source of this 1643-nucleotide messenger RNA. It is a transcript of the gene septin2, whose product is annotated as septin 2. Gene Ontology annotation, biological process: cell division; cilium assembly; cytoskeleton-dependent cytokinesis. The transcript is spliced from 12 exons. Gene Ontology annotation, cellular component: septin ring; cell division site; septin complex. NCBI's taxonomy places the organism in Eukaryota, Metazoa, Chordata, Actinopteri, Syngnathiformes, Syngnathidae. The record is from RefSeq and is a predicted model, not a curated record. Gene Ontology annotation, molecular function: molecular adaptor activity; GTPase activity; GTP binding. Bases 202 to 1314 code for a protein of 370 amino acids.